Messenger RNA from Tilletiopsis washingtonensis, 504 nucleotides. RefSeq lists its product as hypothetical. Gene Ontology annotation, molecular function: translation release factor activity. The transcript has 4 exons. Gene Ontology annotation, cellular component: mitochondrial large ribosomal subunit. Bases 1 to 504 code for a protein of 167 amino acids. Lineage: Eukaryota; Fungi; Basidiomycota; Exobasidiomycetes; Entylomatales. Gene Ontology annotation, biological process: mitochondrial translational termination. The record is from RefSeq and is a predicted model, not a curated record.
AUGGCGCAGCGCAAAGCGUGGCUCGAGCAGCUGCAGAAGCUGGGCUUGUCUCGCGAGAUGGUGCAGUUCUCCUUCUCUCGCUCCUCGGGGCCCGGCGGACAGCACGUCAACAAAGUCUCGACGAAGGCGACGUUGCGCCUGCCUCUCUCUACGCUCCUCGCUGGCGCCGGCGCUGGCGAAGGCACCACGCUGCCGCCGCUGCCGAGCAGCGCACUGAGGAUGCUCGUUGCGCGCUCGCCGUACUAUCUGCGAGCGUCGCAUGCGCUCGGCCUCAGUUCGUCGCGGCAGCGCUCACAAGAGGCAAACGUGCUCGAUGCGCUCUCCAAAAUGCAGACGCAUCUCACAGCGCUACUGUCCACUGGCAUACGCGGCGAGCCGUCCGAGGCGCAGCAGGCGAAAGUGAGGCGCUUGCAGCGCAUCGAGGAGGCGAGGAGGAAGGUGGGCAAGAGUAGGAGGAGCGAGGUUAAGGCUGGCAGGAGAGGAGGAGGCGGCGGGUGGGACUAG